AUGUCCAGAAUCAAGAACCAAUUCAUCUACACUCACGAAAACAUGGAACCAUUGCCAGACACAGACCAUCAAAUCGGACCUAAUGGAGAGGUCAUCCCGCUCGUUGACGAUGCCGAGGAAAUACCGGACGCAUGGGAGCUGCAUACUGAACAGAUUCCAGUUUCGUACUUCUACAAACUCCGCGAAUCAAACGACACCAAGCACCAUGUACCGAUCAUCACAGCACAAGUACACUUCGCGCCGGGAAUUUUCGAGUAUACCAAAAUGGAGAAGGUUGUAAAGCCGACAAUGGAAGAAGAGAAGAAGCCAAAGAACGGAACAUGGGGAGUUUUGCCAAAGAAUAAAUUCAAGAAAGUCAAGAAGGAAGGCGUGUGCUUGAUCAGAGGCACAAACUUCGCAAAGCUGGGCUCAAAGAAUCAGUCAGAAUCAAAGAAAGUGGAGUUGAAUAUAGAAGGCAGGUUGGCAGAAGAUGGAACCCUUGUGACAGUACAUCCCGGGUCACGCACUGUAUUGAUGAACAAGAUGAGGGAAUUCCAGCAGCAAAACCCAAACUGGGACAUCAAAACCCUCGGUGGAAACUGGAAAGACUGGGAGAAGGUACCAAAUGAUCCAAAUCUGGAGGAGUGGCAAAAUCAAGGCAUUGCCUUUUAUAUGCCCAAGGUGGACAUGACACAGGUGCCAGCCUCUGAGCAGUAUAUCCGCAUCAGGAAUAACGAUCUUGAAGCCAUGCGCUCGACUGGUGGCGUGGAUAAGACCGGCAAUUACGAGCAGAUCUACAUCUCCAAGGCGCUGGUGCAGAAAUGGAUGGAGGCCACGUCCAACCCGCGCAAGUUCUGGGUGCGCAACGCCACGGGGCGCCCGAUUUACUUCACCAUCGACAGGAAACGUGGUGAGAGCGCCGCAAACUGGUGUUUCCGAUAUGGAAGAGCCAUCAGGAGCUUGGGCAGCGGUUUUGGCCGGUGUUUGAAUGUGGAUAUUCCAGUGUACAUUCUGCCGAUCUCCAAGGACUACGACAAGCUUAUGAAGGAGGCUGUGGAAUAUGCGAAUGACAAGAUCAAGUCUUCAACCAGCGGCACGAAAUACAAGAAAAAUGGAGUGGCAAACAUCUUGGGCGAGACACCUAAGGGGGAAGAGUAUCACCAGAUCGGAAUCUCUCCCUUUGGCCACUAUACAACAUGGAUCGAGAAAAAGCACAAGGAAGAGUGGGAUGAGGUUAGACCCUCCAGACCCGACAACUUCAAAGAAAGCGGGCAGAUUGAAGCCUUGCAGACUGCUAUCCAGGAAAAAAAAAAGACAAAGGAGGAUCUGAGAACGAAAGACCGGACGAAGACUCUCGUUGAGAUUAAGCUCUCCGCUCAGAAGAUAAUAAAUGCUCAGGGCCAGCGAACAUCUACAGGGGCCAAGCAACAGAAGGAACUUAUGGGUAUCAGCGCGCCAAAUCUGGUCCAAGGCUGUAUGGGAUGGCCUAAGGGGAAUGACAAGGUGAAUGAAUGCUGGCCAAACUCAUGCACAUGGAUAGCCGAGUGGCUUCAUCGGUGCGCCUAUUCUUGGGGAGGGCUGAACAACAAUCCGGGCAGCUCCCAAGAUGUUGAUAAUCUUAUUAUAGGCACAUAUGAGUGCAAUUCGAUCAUGACGCGAUAUGAAACUUCCUGGCAGGAACUUGUUUUGAGGCUGGGGCAAACCGACCCAAAGAGCAUACAGGCUUACCUGACGAACGAAAUCUUCUGGGGCGAGAACGACGAUGAUAAAGUCAAAUGGCCGGAGGAGUGGAAAGGAACUCGCUGGCUGUGCCGUCGACUGGAUUAUACACUGCAAGUGGCUUGUUGGCGUCCCGAUAUAGCCCCUCGUCUCGACGUGCAAUUCUUCCCACUUCAGAGGUCCUUCUUCAGCCGCGUGGAAUCAAAGAUUGACCAGUACAUCCUGAAAUGGGUGUUGAAUGGAUUGGACAGUACGAACGAGGGGCGACUCAUUCCAGGGCCUACCCUGAAACACAAUCAGGCAAAGGGUGCGGUUCAGCCUGGGGAUACAACAUUGCCCAACCUGUCAAGGAAGCGUUGGCAGGAAGAACUGUCCGAGAUGGCUGGAUCUGAUGAAGAGUAUGAAAAAAUUCGGAAGGGCAUUAAGACAGAUCCCAGCCAGGUCAAAAGUUCGGGUGAGUCGGGGAUGAAUUUGGAGGUGCAGGAACUUGACUUGAAGAAUACCUUCGGCAUGGAAAGCGCAGAAGUCUUCCUCAAGACCGCUCCAGGGAAUACUUUUCUUGCUGAUGGCCCCGUGUUUGAAGCAAAGGACGCUACGGUCCCUGAUGGCCAGGUAUUUCGUCUAUUGAAUGAUGCUGAUGGCAUGGAAUCUCUGGCUGCUGGUCAGAUCUUCGAAGAGACAUCAAUCCAGACAGCCGAACCAGAGGAGUCUGCCCCUGGUGCCGGGAACGAAUCUAUACAGAAGCCAGCAAUCUCCACGGCUGAUGGGCAGAAGCUCGAGUUUUCCGAGACGAUGAACCUGUUCGGCCUGAUCUCAGCAGACGUUUAUGCCCUUCAUUCUGAUUCCAUGACCUAUCUGAUCCUCAAGGUCCCUCACCUCAACAGCUUCCUCAACCUGAUCCCCUCUUUAGCCGGCUCGUCCUUUGACGCCAUUCAACUCGAGGACACCACUUUAACCUACUGUGCAGUGGACGAUGGAACCGCCGACAUGGCCACCGAGUUGGCCAUCACGACCACCGUGCUCAUGUCGGGCCCGCUCACGCCCGUAAACACCUUCCUACAGGACGUUCUCGGCCAGAAUCGGCCGCGUAUUGUGUUCUCAGGAAUGCUGAGUGGCCGCCAGGACUGCCUGCUGCGGGUGCCAGAGCCCCUGGGGUUCAGGCUGCAGGCUGAACUGCCCGAGGUCUCUGUCACACUGUUUGAUGUGCUGACCAUCACGCAUUUAGGAGUCGAUCUGAUGGGUACCCGCCGCAGCCGAAAGGGAGAUUAUGACUUUGGCUAUGGCUUCUUUGGAGCUGGGAGGGUCUUGUCUGAUGUGGAUGUCUCAUGGUACAUUCACAAGUUCCAAGACUUGUACGGCAUCAACAUUCUGGUGGAGUCGGUAUGGGAAGAUGUUCUCCCAGGACUGGAUUUGGAAUCCGUGGAGCUGAACGCCAGCUGGAAGGGAACGGAUGUCUCGUCAGUGACCCUGGAUCUGACGGGUUGCUUUGCACUGAGCGAAGGAACGGUCGCCCUUUGUGGGAAAUACAGCAAAGACAAUGUGGAAUUGCAAGGGACACUGGAGAACUGCAGCCUGGAGACCCUCCAGAAUCUUUACGAGAAGCUGUUCCACACCACCGUCCAGACAAAGACCUCGCACGAUGUUCACUUCUCCCAGAUAUCACUUCUCAUCUCGACCAAAGACGGAUUCACUCUCACGGGGGCUGUCACUGUCGACGGCCAUAUGUCCUCUGCUGCUCUGAUCCAUCUGGGGCCCAAGGGGAUCAAGAUCACAGGCGCUAUUGAGAACCUGGACAUUCCCAAUCUACCCACGGUGGAAGCUGCGGGUCUAGACCUUUCCAUCACCAAGGAAGCCUUUAAGGUGCAGCUCACAGGGAUGAUCACCGUUGAGAACAAGCAUCGCUUCGACGUCAGCGUCUUCCUUGUCAAAUCCGCCCGUGGACUGGAAUAUACAGUCUAUGGUGGUUACCAGGGUGGCUUCUUUCUCCGGAAUGUCUCCCAGAAGCUGCAGGGCACGUUUCUAGACGUGGAGCUGAACAGAUUGGCCGUCUGCGCCAGUAACAUGGACAAACCAGAGGCUGAUAUUCCAGAUCUCCCCUAUGACAUCAAGAAGGGCUUCCAAAUCUAUGGUCAGGCAAAGUUGAAUACAGACAUUAUACAGAUAAAAGAACCGGCCACUCUCUGUGCAGCAUACAGCAGCACUGAAUGGCUUGUAGCCGGCUCGUAUCCCGGCCGGAUUUCCCUCCUUGAGAUAGUCUCCGGGCUGUCGACAGCACUGAAGGAUUGCGGCCUGGAGAGCGUCAGCAACGCGAUGGACAUUUCCAUCUGGAACAUGACUCUAUCUCUUGCCAAGAGCAAGAAAACCAGCUCGGCGUCUGUGUUCUUCACGGCUGACACAGACUGGCUCAUCUUCAAGCACAUCCGCCUGGCUGCAUCCACUGAUAACUUCAGCCUCGGGCUCGUCUGCCAGGACGACAUCCUGUCGCUCACUCCGCUAAAAGACACACUAUCCCCUUACCUCAAGCUCGAGAAGACUCAGGCCGUCAUCUUCCUGGGGCCCAUUGACGCCUCUGCGUUCCCUCCCAUGGAGUCGAUAACCAGCCCGCAGUGGACCAGACGCCGCAAUGGGUUCGCCGUCAGCUCCACGAUCCGGCUCGAUACCUCCGCUUUGCGCGUGAUAAAAGGCAUCCUGAAGGUAGAGGAGAUCAAUGUUGCCGGGAUGAUCUCCGACACCGGCUUCAUGGUGGCCGUGGGUCUGAAGUCGAUCAACCUCUUCCACGACAGCGUCAUCAUGAAUGGUUCUUUUGUCGUGGAGUCCAACGCAGGGUCUGGGAUGUUCAUCGGCUUCCAGGCCGACUUUGUGCUUUCCUUCCCCUCGGUGAGCGCGACUCCGGUCCAAGCCUCAGCGGCGAUGGGACUCAAUCUGGAUAAUCACGGCUUGCAGCUGCGUUUGGCGGUGCCGACUGCCUUCCCGAAUCUGUUUGGCAUUGAGGGAUUGGAAAUUUCAGAUCUUGCGGUCGAGGCAACGUUUGACCCUGCUCAGGAGGGGCUGCCUAGCCAGUUCGGAUUCAGCGGUUCUCUCCGUCUGGCUACAAUCAAUGAUCUUCAAAGCAGUAUCAAUGUCCGUUUCUCCGAAGGCAACCCUGCCAACUCAUAUCUCCAGGGCUCCAUCGAGCGGUUCAGCGUACCCCAGUUGAUUGAGGUGUUCGCAAGAGGCAUCACCAUGCCGCCUGCCGUCAGCAAUAUCAUCUCCCACGGCGGACUCGAUCUGCGCCGUCUCGCCAUUGAGAUUGUGCCUCGUGAUAUGCUUGCCGUCAACAACACCCCGCUCAAACAGCGCAUUUACUUUGAAGGAGACAUGAGUUUGAUGAUGUCGGAAAAUGCAGUGUGGUCGGCCUAUGCGUUCAUCGACAUCUCCACCUCCAGAUUCCACAUCUUGGCCUUGAUGUCGCCCAUCACUGUCUGUAAAGGUAGCCCGAGCAUGUUCCACAUUGGUCGCAACGAUAUUGGAUACACGAGCAACGCCAAUAACCCGGCGAUUCCAACGCCAAAACAAACCGGUAUUGAUCCUGACAUUUUGAACAAAGGGCCGAUCAUGUUGAUCUCGACGGAUGCAAAGAGUGAUCCUCCAGUGUUCAUCUCGGGGAAUCUGCAGGCAUUCGGAGUGCAGAUGGCCAUCUAUACAUUGGUCAACAAAGAGGGCUUUACAGUCCGUAUGAAUCAACAUGUUGCUGAUGGAACAGGCAACACGUUCGACCUCACGGCAGAUUGUCGCUUCGCCUCACACAUCAACCUCAACCUUGACAUGAAUGUGAAAAGCUUCCCCGGAACCAUCGACAUCAGCGUCGGCGGGAACACCCAGGCAUGUUCUUUAGCUGAUGGGCACAUCAAUCUCAAGUUGGAUGCUCCUUGGACAACAAAUCAGUCAUCCUUUAACUGCAGAGUACAGGCCUAUGCCUAUGCCUUGAACCUCAGAUUGGACCUUCCACCAUUGGAGGUGAUGAUUUCGGCCGCAGAUUUGAGCAGUUUGGAGCAGAUUGCCAGAGUCGUCAAGGAUCAAUUCCAGGCUUGCACACUCGAGCUCAUGCGCCAAGCCCUGGGUAACAAAACUAUUCAGGAGGUCAUCGGGUUCAUCGAGGACCACUUUGGCCAGGCGAUGCGGGACAGGGCCACCUUCAUCAGGGCUGUCAGCGAGCUCAAAGGGGGUUUGAGGAUGAGAGAUAUAGUACUCCCUAUGCUGGAAGGCCGUCACUGCACUGUUCAAGAGGCAGUCGACACGGUCAUGGGGAUGGGAUUUUCAGAUAGCGACGUGUCUGCUCUCCUCAAGGAUACCCCCUUCGAGCAUGUGUGGAGGUUUCUCAGGCAAUAG
Penicilliopsis zonata CBS 506.65 is the source of this 6066-nucleotide messenger RNA. RefSeq lists its product as hypothetical. Bases 1 to 6066 code for a protein of 2021 amino acids. The transcript is spliced from 10 exons. The record is from RefSeq and is a predicted model, not a curated record. NCBI's taxonomy places the organism in Eukaryota, Fungi, Ascomycota, Eurotiomycetes, Eurotiales, Aspergillaceae.